AAGAACAUUUAUUUUUUUUAAAAAAUUCUCGGGAAAACAAAGAUUUCUUAACACUUUGGCAUUCUAGACUUUUCCCUUCGGCCCAAUGAUCAAACCCAGACGGGCCAAUCCAUGAAUUAUGACCAGUUCAAUCAAUCACCUAUGGACUUAAUGAACCAAAGCAACAAUGACUUGUCUAAUGUCACUCUGUCAGGCAUCAAUGACAUGUCCAUCUUUGGAAACAACUCGGAUGUCUACCAACAGCAGCAACAACAAAAUGGCUAUCCUUAUAGGACAAAUCCAAGUAAACCAAAAUCCCCCGUUUACAAUGCUGAAAAGAUCAAUCUUGACAUUGGUGGAGAUCUCAAUACCAUGGCACAUGGUUGGACUCAGGAGGAAUGGACCAACCGUAGACGUUUAGUGCAAUUCUGGCGAACACAGGAUGGCUCCCACAUCACAUGCGGUUUCCAACCAGUCUCUCAAAACAGCCGCUUGCAAGGAAGCAUAGUUGUUUCUUGCAUCUUUUGGGAGCAGAAGAACGAAUGCUACAUUACAUCAGUUGAUUGCAUUUACCUUUUGGAAAGUCUCAUUGGUGUACGAUUCAGCAUUGAAGAAAAGAAUCGAAUCAGACGCAAUCUGGAAGGAUUCCGCCCUGCCACCGUCAGCAAGUCAAAGCCCGACAGCGUUGAGUACUUCAAAUUGAUUAUGGGAUUCCCCAAUCCUAAGCCUCGAAACAUCGAAAAAGAUGUCAAAGUUUUCAAAUGGAAGGUACUACCUUACGCACUUAAGAAAAUUGUCGCAAAAUAUACGUCAACCGCACACUCUCUUGAUCGCCGAUCCCGUAGUCCUAUUUCACACGGACACUCCUCUUCUGAUCAAAACAUGAGUAACCAACGAACCCCAUCGCCACUUCUUCGACCAACUGGUGGUCAAUCCAUGACAUCUCCAUAUUUAACCCCCACUUACGGACAACAAGACAUGCGUCGUCUUUCCAGCGAAAAUGCGAUGCUCGAUCAAAAUGCUCUUAGCCCACAAAGCAUUCAGAACUGGUCAAGAUCUCCAAGUCCUAUGAACAUGCCACUUCCCUCCAAUCAAUCGCUCAGCCCCACUAAUUUGGAGUUCCCAGCUCAAGCUUUCCAAACUUACCAAUCCUAAGGAAGACACAACACGUGCCGAAGAACAUCCACCUGUCUAUUUUGUAACUAUUCAAUCCACUUUUCCGCAAAUACUCUGCCAUAUCAAAAUUCUCGUCAUAUAUUUCAAGCGUCCUUCCUCAGCCCAACCGUAUUGAACAAACGGCUUGCUCCAACAUGAAAUUCGAAAAACACACUCUCGUCAGUAUAUAGUUCAUUAUAGACCGGAUUUAAUUUACAAUGAUUCAGUACCACGAUUACAUCUGUUCUAUAUUUUGAUCCUUAUAAAUGUAUAUAAAAGUCGUUCAAAAACAAAAAACUUCCUUGCACUUCUAUUUCUCACAUAAUCGCCAUUCUUCCAAUAGCGAUGCCCACUGCUGCACCUGU
Messenger RNA from Umbelopsis ramanniana AG, 1499 nucleotides. RefSeq lists its product as uncharacterized. The record is from RefSeq and is a predicted model, not a curated record. The transcript has a single exon. Bases 112 to 1134 code for a protein of 340 amino acids. Lineage: Eukaryota; Fungi; Mucoromycota; Umbelopsidomycetes; Umbelopsidales; Umbelopsidaceae. Gene Ontology annotation, cellular component: nucleus.